AGGGCGCGUGCGCGAGCUGUGCUUGCUGUGGUGCGGGCCCGCCGGGCUGCGUACAGUCGCAGUCCCGCAGGCCGUGUGUGAGACGGCGAGAGGUCACGGCGCGGAAGGCGGGGCGCGGGCAGCAUGGCAACCUCCUUGGGGUUCCGGGGAGCAGCCUCCGGCCUCUGGUACUGGAGCGGCCGGCUGCGGCCCGUGGCCAACCUUGCAGCGGUGUGUUCUAGGUCAAUGGCUUCUAAGACUCCAGUUGGAUUCAUUGGACUGGGAAACAUGGGAAAUCCAAUGGCGAAAAAUCUCAUGAAGCAUGGCUAUCCACUCAUUCUCUAUGAUGUGUUCCCUGAUGUGUGCAAAGAAUUUAAAGAGGCUGGCGAGCAGGUAGCGUCCUCCCCAGCAGAUGUAGCUGAAAAGGCCGACAGGAUCAUCACCAUGCUGCCCAGCAGUAUGCAUUCGGUAGAAGUUUAUUCUGGAGCAAAUGGGAUCUUGAAAAAAGUGAAGAAAGGCUCAUUAUUAAUAGAUUCCAGUACUAUUGAUCCUUCAGUUUCAAAAGAAUUGGCAAAAGAAGUUGAGAAGAUGGGAGCUGUUUUCAUGGAUGCCCCUGUUUCUGGUGGUGUAGGAGCUGCUCGGUCUGGAAACCUUACAUUCAUGGUGGGAGGAGUUGAAGAAGAAUUUGCUGCUGCCCAAGAGUUGCUGGGAUGCAUGGGCUCCAAUGUGGUGUACUGUGGAGCUGUUGGGACUGGGCAGUCCGCAAAGAUCUGCAACAACAUGCUGUUGGCUAUAAGUAUGAUUGGAACCGCCGAAGCUAUGAAUCUUGGAAUCAGGUCAGGCCUUGACCCAAAACUGUUAGCUAAGAUCCUGAAUAUGAGCUCAGGACGAUGCUGGUCCAGUGACACUUACAAUCCUGUACCCGGGGUUAUGGAUGGAGUCCCCUCAUCUAAUAACUACCAAGGUGGAUUUGGAACAACACUUAUGGCUAAGGAUCUGGGAUUGGCUCAAGACUCCGCCACAAGCACCAAAAGCCCCAUCCUCCUAGGAAGCGUCGCCCAUCAGCUGUACAGGACAAUGUGCGCAAAGGGCUACGCGAACAAAGACUUCUCCUCCGUGUUCCAGUAUCUGCGGGAGGAGGAGGCCUUCUGA
Acomys russatus (golden spiny mouse) is the source of this 1131-nucleotide messenger RNA. RefSeq names its product 3-hydroxyisobutyrate dehydrogenase (gene Hibadh). Gene Ontology annotation, biological process: L-valine catabolic process. The transcript is spliced from 8 exons. Gene Ontology annotation, molecular function: NADP binding; 3-hydroxyisobutyrate dehydrogenase activity; NAD binding. Gene Ontology annotation, cellular component: mitochondrion. NCBI's taxonomy places the organism in Eukaryota, Metazoa, Chordata, Mammalia, Rodentia, Muridae. The record is from RefSeq and is a predicted model, not a curated record. The coding region runs from base 124 to 1131 and encodes 335 amino acids.